UGCGUCCGUUGCUUGAUUGUUCGAUUGAUCGUUCGAAUUUGCUGGAAAUGGCAGUUAUGUAUUUGUAUUGAUGUGCAUUCACCCUUAAUAAGACGUAUAUUGCGUCAAUACAUGUGCUCUUUCACCAACCUCUCUUCUCUUCCUUUACCGACCCAAUCAGCGAUCCAACCACAUGAAGCCACAUCUGCCUAGUGCUACCUUACUGUACUGUACCUUACUGUCCGACUCGACUGGCGCCGGCCAUGAUAUGAUUCAACACCCUGUUUGAAAUGUCCUCCCAGUUCCUACAGGCGGAACUCUUGAAUCUUAUCCAAGAGUCUAAGAGAAGAAACUCGGAACUCCGCACUGCCGCCGAAGAGUCGCUCAAUGACUUGAAGGCACUACCUUCAACCUCAGAGGCUCAGAUAUCUGCUGACCUUCUGCGCAAACCCAAGUUUGUGAAUCCCUUCAUUAUCGCUUGCCAUAGUCGCCAUGCCAAGCUCGCAAGCAUCGGAGUCAUCUGCCUGCAAAGGCUGGUGGCAUCCCGGUCAUUGCCACCGGAGCGCCUUCGAGAUGUGCUCUCGGGCCUGAAGGAGACGGCGAGCAUGAGCCUGGAUAUUCAACUGAAGAUAUUGCAAACUCUACCGUCCUUGCUUCAACAUUAUGCGAGUGAUCUGGGCGGGGAUCUUCUUGUGAGCACGCUGGAGAUCUGUGCAACCUUGCAGACGAACAAGAUGCCUGCUGUUUCAAGCACAGCCGCAGCAACGCUCCAACAGCUUGUGGUAUCUACAUUUGAGCUAGUCACUAUCGAAGACAAGAACUUUGACAAAACGACUCCCACGGUCAUUGUCAAGGUGGAUGGGAAUCCCAUCAACGUGGGACAUUUUGCGUAUGACGCUCUACGUGUUCUGGACGACCUAUGCCGUCUCGUAGACGGUGAACCGCUCUAUUUCCUUCGCAUCAAAUCUCUGUCCACGCCGUUCACCCUAGAGCUCAUCGAGAGCAUUCUACUCAAUAGUGGCAGGCUUUUCGUCACCCAUGCCGAGUUGACCCAGGUCUUGCGGGCUAAGCUGAUGCCAGUUCUGGUGCGAAUCCUCUCUGAGAGACAUACAUUCUCCCAGACUGUUCGUGCCAUUCGCAUUCUCUCUGUGCUACUCAAGCGCCACAUGUCUCUUCUGCCUGCCGAGUGCGAGAUGGCCCUCGGACUUGUGACGCAUUUACUUGAGCCAGACGGGACAUCACCGUGGAAGCGAGUCCUCUGCAUGGAACUGUUCCGAGGAUUGUAUGCUGAGCCAGGUCUGGUAAGGCUCAUAUAUUCUUUAUACGACGGGGAGGAGAGAAGGAAGAAUAUCUUGAAAGACCACAUGGCCGCUCUGGUUCGUCUCGCCUCUGAGAAGCCUUCUCUGAUUGGAGUCAGCGCCCGGUCCACUGUACCUUUACGGACCGAGCAUACAAGAGCUGUCACCGAAGAGCAAAUUACUCUCGAAGCAGGGGGUGUUGCUGGCGUCAUCGGAGCAUCUGUUCCUAUCACAGACUCCGAUGCGCCGGGAAUCAGCAGCCAAUGGAGCGUGGUCCGAACACCUUAUAUGGAACUGCUCGAUAAGACUGAGCCGCCAUCGCCACCUGAGACAUAUAUCUACAGUCUUGUACUGAACUGCAUCAGCAACUUUGCUGAGGGGCUUGCAAAGUUUAUUCUACCAUUAACAGUCCCCGACCUGAAACAAAAGCGGCGAAGUCGUGCGACUGGUCCCGAACAGGGGACUGAUUCCCCGAGACAGCCUCACAGCAGGAAGUCGCCAGUACCCAUUAACCCUCUUCAUUUGGAGUCUCAUCCCCAGCUUGCAGCCAUCAAAAGUUGUGCUGGCAUUAUCGAUAACUGCUGGCCAGCCAUUCUUGCAGCAUGCUCCACGUUCUUGUACGCAGCCCUUGAUGAUGACUUCUACCACAACCUUGUCAGGUCUUUUCAGAAAUUGGCGCAUGUCGCGGGUCUGCUCAGAUUGUCGACGCCCCGGGAUGCCUUCUUAACGACACUUGGCAAAGCAGUUAUGCCAGCGGAUACCGGCAGUGUCAAGCCCGCGAAUACGCCGGCGUCCGCUACAACGGCUCUGCAAUCCAAACAAACGACAGAUGAUAAAACGAAGGACUCGCAUGUAUCUCUCGGUAGCUCAUCGGUAUCUGCCGAAGUCAGCAGUAUUCCUCCAGAGAGUGCUUUCGUGUCUUUGAGCACCAGGAAUCUCCUGUGCUUACGCGCUUUGCUUAAUCUAGGAAUCGCGCUUGGGCCAACUCUAGAUCAGCCGGCCUGGUCCAUUGUACUCGGCACCCUUCAAGAUACUGAUAUUUUGAUUGGUUUGACCACAAAUCCUCAGGCCAUGACAAGCUCCGCCGAAGCCUCGACUGCAUCAAUGGAUGUGCCUAAAGCCAAUCUCGGCGCCGAGAUUAUAGCCGUGCAAACGGCAUCCGCAAAGAUGUUCGAGAGUAGCGGCGACUACCCCAUUGAGUCAUUCCAGGAUCUCCUGACUGCACUUUUGGACCUUUAUGGGCCCGCUGAGGAUGCCUCACAGACUGCACCGCAGUCUCCUACUGGUGAGCUUCUUUCUCCGCGCGCCAGUCUCAUGCGCAAAAACACCCACCGCGUGUCGCUUUCGGUGGGGAAGUCUAGGACACAAGAUGAAUUGGUGAGGUUUGUGCUCGAGAAAGCCAACGAGAUAGCAUUGGCAAACGUUGAUCGACUGUCUUCAUUGAUUGAGUCCGACCUGAGCGCUUGGAAUCUUCUCACUACCAGGCUGAUGUCAACUGCGGCAGACAGAGCGAUCAGCCAGAAGUUCCGGCUCAGGGCGAAUGAGGUACUGAACAGCAUUGUGACACUGACCAUGGCGCAAAGAGCUGGCGAUGAGCCUGCGAAGCAGAAUGAACGACAACUCAGGAAUCUUCAAGCGCUUAAGAUGCAGAUUAGGUUGCUCUAUGAAGCAAGCGGCUGCUCGAUCGGCUUCCCCACUGCUCCAGUUGUUGAAAUUCAUGAACAAAGCCUGGAGACACUCAAGAGCAUCCUUGAACUAUAUGGCGAGACAUUCUUGGAUGGAUGGGCUCUUGCUUUCGACCUCAUCACAAGUGUAUUUGGUGAGAGGAAUGAGAAUGAGAAAUCCGGGAACUCGACCGCAAGAAGCCAGGCCAGAUGGGUAGCAGAUUCAGUUCGACUUGUGCGGGUUGCUUAUCAAUCGUUACAACUGAUAGCCUCUGACUUCGUUGCAUUGCUUCCACUACCCUGUCGAUUGGACCUGGUGGAAUCAUUUUCCAAGUUUGCUCAACAGCAGCAAGAUUUCAACAUCUCUUUAACCACUACAUCAUCUUUCUGGAAUGUCUCAGACUUUCUCCAGGGACAAAUCGAGCAAUUCUGCAUUGAAUCUCACAUUGAUGCCUCCGUGAGCGAGGACGUGCUUGCGAACCUCGCCAAGGGCGAUGACCCCUCGAUUUCUCGGAAUGCUUUGUGGCUACUGCUCCUUUUGAGGAUAGUAGACUUGACAACAGAUAGCCGAUCGGAAGUCCGAAACUGUGCUAUCCAGACUUUGCUGAGAAUUUUCGAUGCAUAUGGGCAACAAUUAUCUCCCAAGGCAUGGUGUUUGUGUCUCAACAGAGUUCUGUUUCGUAUGGUGGAAGAAAUAGAAGAUGAGCUCUGCCUGACGCGGGAGAAGAAUAAGUCCGACCAUUCUGAUAGCACCAAGGCUUGGAUCGAGACAACAGUUGUUAUGGUCAAAGGAGCAUCUGAUCUGAUUACGAAUUUCUUUGGGACGAUAGUUCAGGACGAUCUAUUCGAUCAAUCAUGGGAGCGCCUGUUGGGGUACUAUCAGAAGCUGCUUAGUUUGCGGCUUCUUGAAUUCAGUGAAGCUGCCUACUCCAGUCUAACGAGCAUCCUUCUUCGGAUACAGGGUCCCGGCGAGUUCAGCAAGCAGUCUCUGCGCUCAACCUGGCUCUUGUGGCUGAAUGGUCACCCGGCUGAUCGGGAGGAUAUGCUUAACCUGGAUAGACCGAACCAAAAUGCCGCAAUGGCCUAUCUUCAAGCAUUUCAACAGAUAUAUCGCCUAUACAAGGAUGAUCUUGAAGAUGAAAGUGUCAAGAAGAUCCUUGGACAUUUUCAACUGCUUGCUUGGAACUCGAUAUCCCCGCCUUACUCUCCGGAUAUCGACCGCCCUUCCAAGGUACAGGCGCUGCUCAUGGAAUGUCUGAAGCUCUUGUGCUCGGAAGGCAAUUCGCAGUCGAGCAUCGUUGUAUGUCUGGCAGAACUGGCAGAUUCACCUCUAUCGAAGUGGUCGCCCGAGAGUGAUUCCAAGAAGCCCACUUACGUCGCUUUCGCAAAGGGCGUGAUAGACCUUCUAGACUGGUAUAUCUCCGAGCAUGGCAUCAAGAAAGACAUUUUCCUGGACGGUUCUCUGGCGACCGCCCUGGGUCAUCUGGUGAACUCCAUUGCUUUGAGAUAUGAAUGGCCCGGCAAGGACCGCGAGCCGAGUCUUGCGCAGAAGUCCACCACUGCUUCCCUGAACAUCUUGCAGGUGGGAAUCCCAUACGUGGAAAAGCAAUAUGCCACCGCCCAGCAGGAGCAAAUCACCCGUUUUUGGGAUUGCGUGGUGGACCUGGCAAAUGGCAUCGUCUCGGCCCGUGGCUUUCGAACCGGUUCCAUUCCCCACACCAAGAUUUUGAGCGAUGAGACCUUCGACGUGGCUGCGUUCAACCGACUGAAGACGCUCAUCAUCCCAUCGCUGGGUGCAUCUACGAUCCCCGACUCCACCCGCCGGGACUUCGCCUGUGCCCUGUUGCGGUCAUCGUUCAUCUACGCCCCACAGCGACUCGACCUCCCUCGCCAAUCCCUCGAAGAAGACCCGCUGCACGGGUUGUACGAUGUCCGACCGGGCAGAACCUUCGACCCAUCACCGACGCCUCGCACCAAAAUGGCAUACGCCGUAAUUGAUACACUGUUCGAACUCGCCGCAGCGCCAUCACUUCCUUCGUCUGACACCGCACCCCCCCUGUCGGAGCAUAGGUCGGGAUCCGUGGAGCAAUCAGCCUCUGCCGCUCGCCUCGCCCUCGCCCGGUCCAUCUCCCCGUACUUGAUCCUCCGGACCGCCGUGUCCCUGAAAGGCUACAUCGCCGACCAGCCCCUGCGGGGCCUGAUGCCGCAGCCCACCCCGGCCCGGAAAUCCCUGCUGCACCUCCUGCGGGGCAUGGUGGCUCUGCAGAGCGACCCAUCGACGGUCCCCACGCCGCCGGGCACGGUCAACAGCGUGCAGGCUAGUAGCCCACACGACCUGGAUCACAAAAAGCACCUGGCGUGGAUCUACCCGCUCGUCGUACGAGCCGUGCAGGUAGCCGGGAAGCAGCAGGACGACGGGGAGGUCCUGCCUGCCCUGGGCCAGGUUCUGUCGGCGUGAUUCGGGCCCCCUUGGAGUUGUCCGUUCCGUUUACGCAGGUGAAGAUGUAUUCUUAGUUUGUUCUCCAGUCUUAGUCGAUAUCCCCAU
Messenger RNA from Aspergillus japonicus CBS 114.51, 5486 nucleotides. RefSeq names its product putative endosomal peripheral membrane protein (Mon2). The transcript is spliced from 6 exons. Lineage: Eukaryota; Fungi; Ascomycota; Eurotiomycetes; Eurotiales; Aspergillaceae. The record is from RefSeq and is a predicted model, not a curated record. The coding region runs from base 270 to 5399 and encodes 1709 amino acids.